CCCUGUCACUGAAGCGUACAUCACUCUCCAGAUCACAAGAAUGGCUAAGGUUCUAUGGGCUAUCGUCGCCGUGGCAACAUGCUUUGUUAUGGCGGAGUCUCUGAGGUGUAACAGCUGUGCUGUGGGGCUGCUGGGGAAAUGUUUGCUGAGCUCGGAGAAGACCUGCAGUGGCUCUGAGGACAGGUGCUAUACAGGAAAAGCAGAAUUCAACAUCACCGGAGCAGUGACUUUUGAGACCAGUGGCUGCCUGGUCAACACAUCCUGCGUGAAGUCCACCGGCAGCGUCCUGGGUGUUGGCUACACUGUCACCCGCACCUGCUGCUCCACGGACCUGUGCAAUGCAGCCACCAGUGGCCACCUCCCCGUCACCACUGCCAUCGGUGCAGCACUGAUGGUGUCUGUCUGGGCCAGCGGAAUGUUCUAG
Messenger RNA from Sardina pilchardus (European sardine), 424 nucleotides. RefSeq names its product lymphocyte antigen-6, epidermis (gene lye). The coding region runs from base 41 to 424 and encodes 127 amino acids. The record is from RefSeq and is a predicted model, not a curated record. The transcript is spliced from 3 exons. Lineage: Eukaryota; Metazoa; Chordata; Actinopteri; Clupeiformes; Clupeidae. Gene Ontology annotation, cellular component: membrane. Gene Ontology annotation, biological process: sperm-egg recognition.